Gongylonema pulchrum is the source of this 606-nucleotide messenger RNA. The record is from the annotation of a GenBank genome assembly. Lineage: Eukaryota; Metazoa; Nematoda; Chromadorea; Rhabditida; Gongylonematidae.
CUCUCCGAGACGGUCUAUCGAAAAGGCCGAGAUGAGCUUAUGUGGGUGAUUUUGCAAUAUGUAGCCGUAUACAUAGCACGAAUAACAAAAGAAGAAAUGGUACGAAUUGCCGAAAUUUAUAACUUACUCUACAGUGAUGAGCAGACUUGGUCAGGCGCCGACACGGAUCAGCUACUGUUUGUUCGCUUUCUGGUGCCAGCCGCGAUUUGGAUCCAUUUCUAUAAGAAGUUAGGCAACUCUCAUGCCGAAGUGCUCCCAAAACCGUCCGAAUCGUUGUGCCGACAAAUCCAGUUCUUGCAAGAAAAAACAGCAGAUUUGGAUCCGAACAUGCAAAAUGUUGCCGACCAUCAUGCCGUACUUGCGGCUGUUGCAAAUGCUUUUACCAAUGAUAUGCCAAAUUUCCAAAAACUUGUGCUGAACGCGGUCGAGCUGUUUCUGGAUGGACCACCAGAGGAGAUGAAUACCACGGUUUGGCAUCUUCCGCACGGAAUUAUUUCACAUUCACGGAAGACGGCGUUACCGCUCUCAUUGAUCGAUUUGCUGACAUUCCACGCCCGAAAUCAUCUCUUCCAACUGUGCUUGCUAAAACUCAGCGCAAUGCUUUCG